AUGCCGGACAAAGUCAUCCCCGUGGUUGUUGGUGUGGACAUUGGCGGGACCAACACGGACGCCGUGCUGAUCCACAGACAGUCGGAGGUACCCCAAGUGCUCGCUGCCGUCAAAGAGCUGACCACCAGUGACGUCAUCACGGGCGUGAAAAAGGCGGUUCUGCGAUGUCUUCUUGAAGCAACUAGCCAGGACAAAAGCGUAUCUCCAAUUCAAGUAAACAUCGGAACCACUCAUUUCGUCAACGCCGUGGUUCAGAAAAAGGACCUGGCCAAAGUGGCAGUCGUGAGAAUUUGUGGGCCAGUUUCCGAAGAGCUACCUCCGUUCUGCGACUUCCCCACAGAACUGGCAGACGUCAUCCGUGGUCCCGUUUACCUCAUUCAUGGCGGCUAUCGAUUCGAUGGCCAGGAACGGGAGAAAUUGGAUACUGAACAGCUCAAGAAUGUCCUUCGAGAGAUUCAGAAAGACGGUAUUACAAACAUUGCCUAUGUGGGCAUCUUUUCGCCGGUCAGGAGUGAUCAAGAGAUUCGUGCCCGGGAAAUCACCAAAGAAGUAUAUCCCAAAGCCACGGUUUCCUUAUCUCAUGAGAUUGGCCACAUUGGACUUCUGGAGCGAGAAAAUGCUACAAUUUUAAAUGAAAGCCUAAAGCCGUUAUGCAAGAAAACCGUAAGCGGGUUCCAGAAGGCACUCAGUGAGAUCGGAAUUUGCUGUCCUUUCUAUCUGACACAAAACGACGGAACAAUUAUCAGUAGCAAGGAUGUAUUGGAGCAGCCGGUGCUGACCUUUGCGUCAGGACCAACUAACAGCAUGCGAGGCGCCGCCUUUCUGUCGGAACUGACAGAUGCUAUAGUCGUGGACAUUGGAGGCACAACCACUGAUGUUGGCAUUCUAAAGAACGGGUUUCCUAGAGAAGCGUCCACUCACGUCAAGGUGGCGGGAGUUCGGACUAACUUCCGAAUGCCAGAUGUAGUCAGCAUCGGGUUAGGAGGUGGGUCUUAUAUUAAACAGUACAACGGAAAGAGUGGUGCCCUUGAGAAAGUCACAGUAGGGCCCUUGAGCGCCGGACUUAAUUUAGUGCAAGAAGCAUUUGUUUUCAGCGAUGGCCAUGACCUUGAUGACAGACAGUUAACUGCGACAGACGUGGCUGUAGCUUCGGGAUUGUGCCAUCUUGGAUCUUCCGAAAGAGUGAAAGACUUAAACAGUGAAUUGGUGAUGAAAGCUGUCGAUAAAAUACACUUAAUGUUGGAAGACAUUAUUGAUAAGAUCAAGCUUAGUAAAGAGGAACUUCCAGUCAUUAUCGUUGGAGGAGGAUCCGUAUUGAUUGAUCGCACCAGAAAACUCUACGGAACCACAAAAAUAAUUGUGCCGCAACAUUUCGGAGUAGCGAAUGCUAUCGGAGCAGCUUUGAGCAAAGUCGCGGCGGUUAUAAACACUGUGGUAAACCUUCUAAAAACUGUAGACGUUGCAGAGAUGGACAGAAGAGUUCAAGAAGCUGUACGAUCUGUGACUGACGAUCCUGAUGGGAAGAAAAAAGACUUGGCUAUUAACGAAGCUAGGAAACCGUUCCUGAUAAAGGCUCGAGAUGAAGCCAUAGAGAAGGUCUGCAGUCGGGUCAAGGACAUGGCUGUCAGACAAGGUGCUGACACAAACAGCCUCGAAAUUCUAGAGAAACAAGAUUCGGUUGUGGCUUACGUGCCCGGAAGUGCAGUGCAGAUCAAGGUGAAAGUUGUGGGGGAUCUCGUUGGCUGGGAAUCAAAGUUAGAGAGUUUGUCGCCAUGGUCAUCAUUGCCGCAUUGUAAUUCCAUUUUUGAACAGCAAAACUUAGUGUUAACAAAACAAACUUUCUCCUCAACUGGACAGAGAAUUGACAAAUAUUCUGACAUAGACUUCGACAAAGACUACAGACAGCGACCACAGAACCCGUUUGUGGACCCAGUCACGGGCGAGUGGAUACUGUCCGAAUGGGACAUUGAAUGCAUUGUGGUUGGUUCCGGGAUCUACGGAACUGGAGGCGGUGGCAAUCCACAGAUGGGCAGAAUACGAGCACUAAAAGCUAUCGGAGAGGGUAAGAAAAUCAGAGUCAUCACUCCGGAAAGAUUACUUCAGGAUGUUGAUCCCGAUAAAAGUAUAGUGAUAGUGUCUGCUUUCAUUGGGGCUCCGCUGAUAAUGUACGAGCAAGGGGUGUCGUCGAAAGAGACCACUGUUGCUCUUCAAUGUCUGAAGGAUGCUUAUGAAGUUGGAGGGUUCCACGAGGCCAGUCUUCGCAACACAGACGGGGCAACUGUAGAAACUAACGAAGCUGGCUGUCAGUUUGUUAAGAAUUACCAGCCUAAAGAUCAAGCCACUUCUGGAAAUGAGAUUAUAGCGCUAAUGUCGGCAGAAAUUGGAGGACUGAAUGCGAUAGAGCCGUUUCUGAUUGCAGCCAAUCUAGAUCUUCCUGUAGUUGAUGGAGACGGGAUGAGCAGAGCUUUUCCAGAGGUUCAGAUGUUUAUACCCUACAUGUUCGACAAGCCACCAUACCCGGCAGCCAUUGUUGGCAGCGGAAAUUGCGAUAUAAGGACCACACUUCUGUAUGCGCCAAAUGGGAAACUGCUAGAGAACUUCCUUAGGGAUGUAUCCAUAGAGAAUGGAUGCUCUGCGGGACUAGCCAUUCCGCUGAAGAAAGAUGAAGUAUUAAACAAGACCGCUUUGCACACAGUUAGCAGUGCAUGGAGGCUAGGGGAUGCCAUUCUUCGUGCCAGACUUCAGAAGGAAUCUGUCAUUGAGGCUAUAAUUCGACAAGAGGACGGUCGACACAUUAUAACCGGAAAAGUUACUGACGUAGCGCGGGAAACCAGUGGCGGUUUCAAUAGAGGCUAUUUGAUACUAGAAGGCGUUGAUGAUUGGUUGGGACAAGACCUUCGUAUCGACUUUCAGAACGAAAAUUUGGUUAUUAUACUGUUCAAAAAUGGAUCGCGAGUGGGAUGCUUGGGCAGUGUUCCCGAUCUUAUCUGCGUUGUGGAUUCUGAUACAGCAGAACCAAUCACCACAGAAGAGGUCAGGUACGGGAUGAGGGUAGCAGUUCUGCUGCUGCCCUCGCAUGACCUGCUUCGACGACCUGAAUCGUUGCGAUGGGUGGGACCACACGCUUUUCACUAUGAUGAUAUAGAGUUUAAACCUUUCAAACACAGAACCACCAAAACGCCAAUACCUUACUUGUAA
Molecule: messenger RNA, 3198 nt
Organism: Candidula unifasciata
Lineage: Eukaryota; Metazoa; Mollusca; Gastropoda; Stylommatophora; Geomitridae
Source: the annotation of a GenBank genome assembly